AACGGGGUUCCAGGAUUGUGGGGACCUAGGUGGCCUUCUGAAACUGAUGAACUGAUUCGGAUAUUUCCCCAAAUCGUGUAUUUAGAGAAAGCUCAGUUCGUAUUUAAAAAUAGUUCAUUGUGAGAGCUUAAAGACCGUAGUGAUGUCGCCGCGAGGAAACGAAACUGAAGAUGGUGCCAACGACGUACCGACUGCCCCACCAGUUGUUCCUAAUUCUGAGCAGUACAUCAAACACCCUUUGCAAAACAGAUGGGCCUUGUGGUAUUUCAAGAAUGACAAGAGCAAAAGCUGGACAGAAAAUCUGCGUCUGAUUGCUAAAUUUGACACAGUAGAGGAUUUCUGGGCAUUAUACAACCAUAUACAGCAACCAAGCAAACUGGGGUUUGGCUGUGACUAUUGCUUAUUUAAGGACGGCAUCAAACCCAUGUGGGAGGACGACAGGAACAAACUCGGGGGCCGGUGGCUGAUGACCCUGAGCAAACAGCAGCGACACAACGACCUUGACCGUUACUGGAUGGAGACGCUCUUGUGUUUAGUCGGGGAGUCGUUUGACGAGGCCAGCGAUGACGUGUGCGGUGCAGUGGUGAACGUCCGGCCCAAAGGAGACAAAAUAGCCAUCUGGACCGGCAACUGCCAAAACAGGGAAGCAAUCAUGACGAUAGGGCAAAAUUACAAAGAGCGUUUGAGCCUUCCCAUCAAAACUCUCAUCGGCUACCAGUCGCACGACGACACCUCUAGCAAAAGUGGAUCCACAACGAAGAACAUGUAUUCAGUUUGAAGAUGAUUCAUUCAGAUUGUUGUAGGUUUACGAAAUUACCAGUUUGCAUCACAUUUAAUAACUUGAGUUGUCAACUACUGUAGUGUCCUUCCUUUUUUAACAGAACGAGCAAGAGAGGGCGGGGGCAUAAUAGUUAACAUAUAAACCUUUGGCUGUAUCCUUCUGUACUUAGGCUAAUUGAGCAGAUGCUACUUUGCCUAGUGUUUUGAAGGAUUAACCAGUAUUGGAUGUGGGCUUAGAUGUUACUGUUUUCUUUUUUUUCAGUUUGUUUAAACUAAACAAAACCAAUACCACACAUCACAACCGAAAGAAGUUACUGUAUUCAUCUUAAAAACCAGAGACCAUCUUGAGUUAAACCUCUCGUUCUUCUCCCUCUCUUGUGCUUCAUGUUACAAAGUGUUACAAGUGUUGUCACCUCUUUGAGUUUACAAUCAGAAGGCAUAACGGCAGCGUUCCUCUGUCCACCCCACCGGGAAGUUUCGAGGGCCACUCAGUAGUUUUAACACGGAAUCGCUUUUUGGAAGGCGUUUGGCAUGGGCAUAAUUUGCAGAUGCGCCUACAGACUGACUAUACUUAAAUGGUUUGUAAAAGUUAGCCUGAGUUUCUUCUCUCUCCAUGUUUGGUAUUUUUGCCUGGAGAGACCACCUAUUGUUUCAGCCAUGCUGAAAUUCCUUAAAAGAGAAAAAAUGGAAUUGCUUGUAGAAAUGUUUUGAAUUCUUGUGUUUCCCCACCUACACCUAUUUAUGAUAUAUGCAUUGCAGUUGAGCUAUUUAGUGGGAGGAAGACCACAAAAUAAUAAUAAUAAAAAAAUAGAAAAAAACUUUUCUCCUUCAUUUUGUUCCAUUUUGAAAAAAAAGGUAGAAAUGUGGACUAUUGCUUAAUGUAGAAACUUUUUUUUUUCUUUUUUUACAAAAUAUUUUACAGUAACCUUGGUCACCCUUGCUUUUUAGGUGUGCUUUCCACUUGUUUUUUUUCCUUCCUAAUAAUACUGUAGACAUUUUUUUUCACGUUCGCUAUAUUUUGAGGAUAAGUGCGAAUGAAGAGAGGCUACUCAUUGUGAAAUGAUUUUGCUCAUAUUGUAUCUUUUAUCUGUAAUUCCAGGAUGUAUAUUACCUUCUUUCAAGUAAAGAUUAAGUGCUUUGCAUUAA
Molecule: messenger RNA, 1926 nt
Organism: Engraulis encrasicolus (European anchovy)
Lineage: Eukaryota; Metazoa; Chordata; Actinopteri; Clupeiformes; Engraulidae
Gene: eif4e1c
Product: eukaryotic translation initiation factor 4E family member 1c
Exons: 7
Coding region: 143-778 (211 amino acids)
Biological process (GO): translational initiation
Cellular component (GO): eukaryotic translation initiation factor 4F complex; cytoplasm
Molecular function (GO): translation initiation factor activity; RNA 7-methylguanosine cap binding
Source: RefSeq, a predicted model, not a curated record